This is a messenger RNA of Plasmodium reichenowi, 1275 nucleotides long. RefSeq names its product HSP40, subfamily A, putative. Bases 1 to 1275 code for a protein of 424 amino acids. The record is from RefSeq and is a predicted model, not a curated record. Gene Ontology annotation, molecular function: Hsp70 protein binding. Gene Ontology annotation, biological process: protein refolding. NCBI's taxonomy places the organism in Eukaryota, Apicomplexa, Aconoidasida, Haemosporida, Plasmodiidae. The transcript is spliced from 2 exons. Gene Ontology annotation, cellular component: cytoplasm; cytosol.
AUGUUUUUCUCAUCAGGUUUUCCAUUCGACUCUAUGGGUGGUCAACAAGCCCGUAGAAAAAGAGAAGUUAAUAAUAACAAAUUUUACGAGGUUUUGAAUUUAAAAAAAAAUUGUACUACUGACGAAGUAAAAAAAGCGUAUCGUAAGCUAGCUAUUAUUCAUCAUCCAGAUAAAGGAGGUGAUCCAGAAAAGUUUAAAGAAAUAUCAAGAGCAUAUGAAGUAUUAUCAGAUGAAGAAAAAAGGAAAUUGUAUGAUGAGUAUGGUGAAGAAGGUUUAGAAAAUGGAGAACAACCAGCUGAUGCAACAGAUUUAUUUGACUUUAUUUUAAAUGCUGGAAAAGGGAAGAAAAAGAGAGGUGAAGAUAUUGUGAGUGAAGUAAAAGUAACACUUGAACAAUUAUAUAAUGGAGCAACAAAAAAGCUAGCUAUAAGUAAAGAUAUUAUAUGUACAAAUUGUGAAGGUCAUGGUGGUCCAAAAGAUGCUAAAGUAGAUUGUAAACAGUGUAAUGGAAGAGGAACUAAGACCUACAUGAGAUAUCAUUCAAGUGUUUUACAUCAAACUGAAGUAACUUGUAAUACAUGUCGUGGAAAAGGUAAAAUAUUUAAUGAAAAAGAUAAAUGUGCUAAUUGUAAAGGUAUGUGUGUAUUGAAAACAAGGAAAAUAAUUGAAGUAUAUAUUCCGAAAGGUGCACCAAAUAAACACAAAAUAGUUUUUAAUGGUGAAGCUGAUGAAAAACCAAAUGUUAUUACGGGAAAUCUUGUUGUUAUAUUAAAUGAAAAGCAACAUCCUGUAUUUAGAAGAGAAGGAAUUGAUUUAUUUAUGAAUUACAAAAUUUCCUUAUAUGAAUCUUUAACAGGUUUUGUUGCAGAAGUUACACAUCUUGAUGAAAGGAAAAUAUUAGUAAAUUGCACAAACAGUGGUUUUAUAAGACAUGGAGAUAUUAGAGAAGUUCUUGAUGAAGGUAUGCCAACAUAUAAAGAUCCAUUCAAAAAAGGAAAUUUAUAUAUUACAUUUGAGGUUGAAUAUCCAAUGGAUUUAAUUAUAACAAAUGAAAACAAAGAGGUUUUGAAAAUAUUAAAAAAACAAAAUGAAGUUGAAAAAAAAUAUGACUUAGAAAAUAGUGAACUAGAAGUUGUUUCGUGCUCACCUGUUGAUAAAGAAUAUAUUAAAGUUAGAGUUACCAAACAACAACAACAACAACAACAAGAAGCAUACGACGAUGAAGAUCAUCAACCAGAAAUGGAAGGUGGAAGAGUAGCUUGUGCUCAACAAUAA